AGCGUUUCUUCUGUGCAUGUUCGGAAUUUUGGUUGUUUGAGACGGGGUUUUGGUGUUUGUGAUUCUGGGUGUUGGAAAAGGUUGGAUUUUGAUGGGUGUGGGCCUGUGGUUUAUCUUUCUCUUUGUUCUUAGAAAUCACAAGUUGAAUUUUUCUGCGGAAUGUAACUGAAUUUGUUCGUAUUGUCCAUUUGUUGUUUUGUGUGACUCUUUUUUGGUAAAGGGUAUUUUCUUCUUCUCAGUAGAGAUUGUUGCGUGAUGCGGCUGGAUUUCUAUGUGUAGAGUUUUAUACUGUAACAUGUGGUAUGAUCCGUUUCCACCUCUGCUAUGACGCGGUUUCGUAAUAUGUUAGGUUUGUAUUUGCUAAGUGCUCUCAUCAAAGGGACUAGAUGGGUACCAUUAUUGAAGCUGAUGACUCAUUUACCAAGAUUCUAGGAAGAUGGCCUAUCUUUUAUUAUGGCACGGGACACAUGCUCAAUGACAUAACUGCUGCUUGUUGGUUCACCUAUCUACUAUUGUUCUUGACUGAUAUUGGACUUUCAUCAAGGAAUGCCGCUGCUGUGAUGCUUUCAGGUCAAGUGGCUGAUGGAUUUGCCACCAUAUUUGUUGGUGAACUGAUAGACAGGUUUGGACAUUUCAAGAUAUGGCAUGGUGCUGGAUCUUUAUUGGUGGCUAUUUCAUUUUCUUCCGUUUUUGGUGUUUGUCUACCUUGCAAUAUUUUUGGAUCAAAUUCAUCCAAUUUUAAAACUGUGAGUUACAGUGUGUUUGCGGCAAUCUUCAAUGUGGGCUGGGCUGCUACUCAGGUUUCACACAUGUCCAUGGUGAGUUGCAUCACACUGAACUCUACAAGCAGAGUUGCACUGGCUAGCUGUCGCAAUGCUUUUACCAUGGUUGCCAACCUAAGCUUGUAUGCAGUUGCAUUGAUAAUAUUCAGUGUCAUCAAUGGAAAAACACAUGCUGAUGUUGAAAAUCAGUACCGCUGGAUUGCAUAUCUGUCAAUUUUUAUUGGAUGUUGCUUUGUGGGCAUAUUUCAUCUUGCAACCAAGGAGCCCAGAUUGAAGGUGGGUGUACAUGGAAAGGCUCAUGCAAGGAUUUCGUGGGUUUACUGGUUCAAGAGAGUUUUGUAUUAUCAGGUUGCACUUGUUUAUGUUCUCACAAGACUGGUUCUCAACGUUUCACAGGCAUACCUUGCUUUCUUUGUCAUCAAUGACCUACAAAUGGCUCAAUCAGCCAAAGCUUUGGUUCCUGCUAUCAUAUACAUCUGCAGCUUCAUCGUAUCUAUUGCAUUACAGGAGAUAGCAUGGACUGGCCGACUGCUCAAGGCCUACUACUCUGCUGGAUGCAUUCUUUGGAUUUUUUGUGGUGCAGUGAUCCUUCUUUUAAGUGCAAACAUGAGUUAUGUCAUGUACAUAGCAUCAAUAUUUAUUGGCAUAGCAAAUGCUCUCAUGACGGUGACUGGAGUAAGCAUGCAAAAUUUUCUCAUUGGAGAGAGCCUUAAUGGCUGUGCAUUUGUUGUUGGAUCAUUGAGCUUUUUGGACAAAAUUUCAUGUGGGCUUGCUCUGUACGUUCUUCAGUCAUAUCAAAAUAUCUCUCCAAAGCUUCAGGGAACACAAAUCCCCUUUUCAGUUACAAGGGUUGGAUUGGGCCUUGUUCCUGCAUUUUGUGCACUAGUUGGGGUGGUUGUAACUUGCACCAUGGAUUUCCACAAUCCUUCUAAGGCUUUGACGAUGCCACUAUUAGUCUAAUGUUGUGGUUGAAAGAUAAUCAUCAUCCCUUCUCUAACAUACUGGAUAAAAAGGUUUGAGUAUACUUGGAGAAACACAAGCUGCUAUGACCCAUUCUUAAAAUUUAAGCAGUAAUGUGGUCAUUAAAUAUUCUUUAACAUACUAGGUAAAAAGGUUUGAGUAUAUUUAUUGAAUUGUUCUUAUUUAUACCAAAUAUUAUGUCAAAUGUAUAUAAUGUAUUCAUAUUUGAUUGAAAUAUAAUACACUCAAUAUCUUAUUUGAUGGUCUAAAGUUGAUAAUAG
Messenger RNA from Abrus precatorius (Indian licorice), 2023 nucleotides. RefSeq names its product major facilitator superfamily domain-containing protein 12-like. Gene Ontology annotation, biological process: carbohydrate transport. The transcript has 13 exons. Bases 387 to 1742 code for a protein of 451 amino acids. The record is from RefSeq and is a predicted model, not a curated record. Gene Ontology annotation, molecular function: symporter activity. Gene Ontology annotation, cellular component: membrane. NCBI's taxonomy places the organism in Eukaryota, Viridiplantae, Streptophyta, Magnoliopsida, Fabales, Fabaceae.